Messenger RNA from Emys orbicularis (European pond turtle), 1179 nucleotides. Its product is annotated as olfactory receptor 52E8-like. Gene Ontology annotation, biological process: G protein-coupled receptor signaling pathway. NCBI's taxonomy places the organism in Eukaryota, Metazoa, Chordata, Testudines, Emydidae. The record is from RefSeq and is a predicted model, not a curated record. The transcript has 3 exons. Bases 1 to 1179 code for a protein of 392 amino acids. Gene Ontology annotation, molecular function: G protein-coupled receptor activity; olfactory receptor activity. Gene Ontology annotation, cellular component: plasma membrane.
AUGGAAACAGACAUUAUCCUGCUGGGCUAUGACCUCGUGCUCAACAGAAUGGACAUGAAGGGCACAAAGAUUGAUUCUGACACUUUCCCCUAUCCAGACCACCCGUCCUCCAGUGAGCAGUCUCACUACAAUCUCGUGGACACAUCACCAGUUGCCAGCACAGAAAAGCAGCCUCAAAAAGCAUGUCUAAGCCUGAUCGACACCUCAACCAUCUCAUGGCAGUUUUCAACCUCACCUCCUUCAACAUUCAUCCUAAUGGGCAUCCCUGGCCUGGAACCUGCUCAUGUCUGGAUUUCCAUCCCUUUCGCUACGUUCUACAUUAUCGGCCUGGUGGGAAAUUUCAUGCUUCUCUUUGUUGUAGGCAAAGAGCAGACCCUGCAUAAGCCAAUGUACCUGUUGCUCUGCAUGCUGGCACUCAUAGAAAUCGGAACGUCUACCUCCGUUGUGCCAAAGGCACUGUGUAUAUUUUGGUUCAAUUUGAAAGGCAUUACUGUGGGUGGCUGCCUCACCCAGAUGUUCUUCCUUCAUGCAGGUUCUAUGAUGCACUCAGCUGUCCUCGUGACAAUGGCCUUUGAUUGCUACGUUGCCAUAUGUAACCCUCUGAGAUACACCACCAUCCUCAUCAACACACGAAUAGCUGAGCUAGGGCCAGUGGGUUUAUUGAGAUCUCUUUUCUUCAUUAUGCCCCUGCCCCUGCUCCUGAGUAGGCUGCCAUUCUGUGCUGACCAUGUUAUCCCCCAUACUUACUGUGACCAUAUGGCUGUGGCAAAGAUGUCGUGUGGAGACAUCACAGUCAACAGGACAUACGGCUUGGUGACAGCAUUUGUAGUCAUGGGGUUAGACCUGAUGCUCAUUGCCCUGUCCUACAGUCUGAUCAUCAGGGCCGUCCCCAGAAUCUCCUCCAAGACAGCCUACCAGAAAGCCCUGAACACAUGCACAGCCCACCUCAGUGUGAUGCUGAUGUCUUAUACUGCAGGCCUCUUCUCCACUCUGAUACACCGGUUUGGUCAGGGCAUCGCUCCCCACGUUCACAUCAUCUUGGCCAACCUCUAUUUCCUCAUCCCCCCCAUGCUCAACCCAAUCAUUUAUGGGGUCAAAAACAAAGAGCUUCGUGACAAAGUGGGCAAAUACACCAGCAGAAUGUGCUCACAUUGGGCCACUGACUUUAAAUCUGUGUGA